GGAGCUAAAAGCUAAAGCUAACGGGCUGGAUUUCCUGUUCUCCCCGUGUGACGCAGAUCAGGCAGCGCUCGGGGCGUGUGUGGAGCUGAAGGCUAAAGCUAACGUCGCGUCCGGGGCCACCGCAGCAACAUUUCUAAACCCCCACAAAUGUUUAACCCGCAGCGGUGAUGGAUUUCGACGCGUUAUUUAGCGAAAAGUCCCUGGAGUUUUCCGAUUUCCAGGAAUUUACGUUCAUCCCCGGUCAUCAGAAGCUUUCGGAGAGGGUCAGGAAACGCCUUUACUAUGGACUGGACAAAGACGUGUCCCUGGACGCGCUCUCCGGACCUGUCACCGAUAUUGCUGUUGAAUUCUUCCAAAAAUCUGCUCCCAGCCCGAUCCGAAAACUCCACAAGAAAUACGCCGCCCAUGUAGCCAGAGAGGCCUGUAUCUCCCCCUGUGCCAUGAUGCUUGCCCUGGUUUAUAUCGAACGACUCCGACACAGAAACCCUGAAUAUUUACAGAAGAUCUCCUCGUCCGACCUCUUCCUGAUCUCAAUGAUGGUUGCCAGUAAGUACCUGUACGACGAAGGCGAGGAGGAGGAGGUGUUUAACGACGAGUGGGGCACGGCGGGAAAGAUGGACGUUCAGACGAUCAACAGCCUGGAGCUCGGCUUCCUCAGCGCCAUCGACUGGAGUUUGUUCACGGAGCCCAGAGACUUUUUUGACAUCCUCAGUCAACUGGAGACAAAUCUUGCGCAGCGUCAGGGUCUGAGGAGAGGCUGGUUCACGUACACAGACCUCUGUGUUCUUCUGGAACAAUCCUCAUGGAACCAGGCUCUGAUCUCCAUGUACCAGCACUUUACCAAGGUCUCGUGUCUGCUCGGACUCGUCUACCUCACCGCCGUGGCCGGACUCUUCGCCUCGGCCGCCGUUCUGCACACGCUCAGUCUGCACCGCGACCUCUCUGUCCUCCGCCCGCUCGCCCCGCUAAGCCCCGCCCACGGCCCCGCCCACGGCCCCGCGGCGGUCCCCGCGGCGCCGCCCCCUCCCGGUCACCACCCCUGCUGCGUCCUGGCCAACAGAACCCCGCCCCUGAGCCCGCCGCAGACUCCGCCCCCUGAGCCCUCCCCCCUGCUGUGCCUGUGGGGGUCGCUCCUCGCCUCCCUGGGACACUUCCACCCCGGGCCGGACUCGUCUUGGUCUUACAUGUGCCCCGGGUGCCUGGCCCGGUCCCAGAGGCUCCAGUGCCAGGGCCUCAAGAACUCGUCCGUGUCCGACCCGGGACGCGCCAAAUAUCCCCAGAAAAGUUUGGCCGCGACGGUUUUAAAGACGGUCGAGACGCCGUUUCCACAGAUCAAGUUCGGCUGCUGCCACCCAGACGCCAUUUUGAAUAAAGCGCUGCUCGUCCCCGGGUAAAACCGACCAAUCAGAGCUGGAGUUUAGGACCUGGACAAGACCUGGUUUAGUCCUGGUUUAGUCCUGGUUUAGUCCUGGUUUAGUCCUGGUUUAGUCCUGGUUUAGACCUGGUUUAGUCCUGGUUUAGAUUUGGUUUAGUCCUGGUUUAGUCCUGAUUUAGUCCUGGUUCAGACCUCAGUUUAGACCUCGGUUCAGACCUGAGUUUAGACUUGGUUUAGACUUGGUUCAGACCUCGGUUCAGUCCUGGUGUAGUCCUGGUGUAGUCCUGGUUUAGACCUGGUUUAGACCUGGUUUAGACCUGGUGUAGACCUGGUGUAGACCUGGUGUAGACCUGGUGUAGACCUGGUUUAGUCCUGGUUUAGACCUGGUUUAGUCCUGGUUUAGACCUGGUUUAGACCUGGUUUAGACCUGGUUUAGUCCUGGUUUAGACCUGGUUUAGUCCUGGUUUAGACCAGGUUCACAUAAAUAAUCCUGUGGUGUUUUCAAGCGCUUCUAGAAAGUUCAGGCGUAAAUUUAAUCUUAAAUAAACAUUUUUGAGUUUGGGGAAAACCUGAGCUGGAGCUUUUUUCAAACUCCAUCAGUAUUUUUUAUUUUUCUGACCCAGUUUUUCCUCUUUUUGUUUUGGAUUGAGCAGAAUCAGAUUAAAUUUGAUCUACAAAACUAAACAGAACCUUUUUAUUUUGUCAGUUCUUGUCUGAAUCUCGACUUAAAACUUCUGCUGAGCUCAGACCCUCGAUUAAACCUGCUCAAGAUACUUAAACUCAAACUCAGAUUUACAAGUCUGACGUUUUUAAUCUGUCAAAUAUUAGUGAUUAUUUCAAUUGGAGUUGAAGUGUUUGUGUCCAGGUUCAACUCCAGCUCAGAGACACGGACUGUUCUAGAACGGCGCUCGUCUGUGUUCCUUUGUUUUGUCGUUGUUCAAAGUCGAGUGGGAAACACCUCGUCUUUAUUCACUCUAAACUGUGUCCCAACAUUUAAUUCUGAAGCUUUAAUAAAUUGUUUAGAAUUAUUCAUUUGCUUCACAAACUUUGAGGAUUCAACAAAUUUGGGGAAAAAAAAUCUAAAUUAUGAAAACGGCGAGUCAGUCAACUUUAACUAUUUACACUUAGAUCUGAAGACCCGGUUUAGUCCUGGUUUAGUCCUGGUUUAGUCGUUUAGUCCUGGUUUAGUCCUGGUUUAGACCUGGUUUAGUCCUGGUUUAGACCUGGUUUAGUCCUGGUUUAGUCCUGGUUUAGACCUGGUUUAGACCUGGUUUAGUCCUGGUUUAGACCUGGUUUAGACCUGGUUUAGACCUGGUUUAGACCUGGUUAGUCCUGGUUUAGUCCUGGUUUAGUCCUGGUUUAGUCCUGGUUUAGUCCUGGUUUAGUCCUGGUUUAGUCCUGGUUUAGACCUGGUUUAGACCUGGUUUAGACCUGGUUUAGACCUGGUUUAGUCCUGGUUUAGUCCUGGUUUAGACCUGGUUUAGACCUUCUUUUUGCACAUUUUGUUUUGUUUUUCUCACCUUCGUCUUUCACUGGUUUUAUUUUGGAGUUUGAGGCUUUUAUUUUGAAGGUAAAGGGAAGUUACUUAAACAAUAGUUUACAUUUAGACUUUGGGUUUAUAAAAUUACCUCAGUGAAUCUCUUAAACGUGGAAAAGUCGAGUUUCCUCUCGGUUUUUGUGGUGGUUGGUUUUAAAUUGCUCAGACUUAUUUUGAAAAGCUAAAUGAAGGGUUUUAUUUUGAAAAGCUGUUGCUGUGGCACUUGUUUGCCCGUUUCCUGUCACCUGUGUGGUCUUUUAUUUUGAAAGAGUUUGUAAAAUGCAGAGAUUUUUGGUUCGAUUUGGGAAAAGUUUAAAAGUUUUGACCCAAAAGCACAACUUCCUGUUUGUGUAAAAACUUUGUACAAAUGUAGAAAAUCUGCAUUAAUAAAAUAAUCCACAUUUUGAGGCAA
Boleophthalmus pectinirostris (great blue-spotted mudskipper) is the source of this 3324-nucleotide messenger RNA. It is a transcript of the gene cnppd1, whose product is annotated as cyclin Pas1/PHO80 domain containing 1. The record is from RefSeq and is a predicted model, not a curated record. Gene Ontology annotation, molecular function: cyclin-dependent protein serine/threonine kinase regulator activity; protein kinase binding. Gene Ontology annotation, biological process: regulation of cyclin-dependent protein serine/threonine kinase activity. NCBI's taxonomy places the organism in Eukaryota, Metazoa, Chordata, Actinopteri, Gobiiformes, Gobiidae. Gene Ontology annotation, cellular component: cyclin-dependent protein kinase holoenzyme complex; nucleus. Bases 168 to 1394 code for a protein of 408 amino acids. The transcript is spliced from 8 exons.